UUUACUGAAGCACUGCAGAAGGAGUAGAAAUACCAGUCUGACAAUAUACUGUUACAAGUCCUGAGUUCAAAAUAUUAUGUAUAUAUUACCUGGUCUAAAUGCAGCCCGGCUGGUAUUCCUGCAGCCAGUUGCCACAUGCCAACACAUCUCAGCGUUGUUCUAUUUCUGCUGCAGGACUCUGUCAUGGUCUUUAUACAGCAGGAUGUUGUGUCCCAGCGUCUUCCAGCCGUCCGCCAUCACUAUGAGGCCUUUCCUGGAGCCACACUGGCCCAUCCGCAGCCUGUGGCCAGAGACCCGGCCUCUCUUCUACCACCUGGAACAGGAGAUGAUCCGCCACAUGCAGGAGAUGAGGCAGAGCAUGGAGUACAUGGAGAGGCUGCACCAGAAGAUCUUUGAGGAGAUCGACCAGACCUCAUCCUCGACAGGGUUCUUCAAGCCCAUCGCCUUCCAGGAGCUCGGAAAGGACAGCAGCAGCUUUGCCCUCAGCCUGGACACAAAGGAAUUCUGCCCCGAGGAGCUGUCAGUCAAACAGGUGGGCAGGAAGCUGAGGGUGAGCGGCAAGACAGAGAAGAAGCAGGAGGACGACAAGGGCUCCUACUCCUACAGGUGUCAGGAGUUCAGGCAGGAGUUUGACCUGCCGGACGGCGUUGACCCCGAGACAGUCACCUGCUCGCUGGUGGAUGGUCGGCUGCAGAUCCAGGCCCCCCGGGAGAAAAUGGUGCACGAUGGGAAGGAGAGAGUGGUCCCCAUCAGCUUAACCUCAGUCCCGGCCAUCACCUCCUCCAGCAUCAGCACCUCCUCCUCAGAGAGCAGCCCCGCUGAGAAAAACUGA
Messenger RNA from Centropristis striata (black sea bass), 832 nucleotides. It is a transcript of the gene hspb9l, whose product is annotated as heat shock protein, alpha-crystallin-related, b9-like. Gene Ontology annotation, molecular function: protein folding chaperone. Bases 77 to 832 code for a protein of 251 amino acids. The transcript has 3 exons. The record is from RefSeq and is a predicted model, not a curated record. Gene Ontology annotation, biological process: protein refolding; response to heat. NCBI's taxonomy places the organism in Eukaryota, Metazoa, Chordata, Actinopteri, Perciformes, Serranidae.